AUGUCAGCAUUAGCGCCUGCACUGGAGCAAUUGAAUAUGUCGAACGAAGGCUCCCCUCUCCCUGAUCAAACGGCCCAGAACGGGCCCAGCCAGCCGACCCAGAAGGCUUCCAGCCUCGCAAGCUCGCCGCCCACCACUCCCAUCUUCCCUCCUCCCGAUUGUCAAGCCCCCUCCCACACUCUCCGCCCCAUGCAUCCACCCACCUUCCUCACCGCAUCCCUUCUGACAAUCUACGUCCGCUCGAUCCAGCGCCCUCCCGUGCCACUCCAAGUCCACCUCGCGUUCGACGCCAUCUCUGCCCGUCUCACCGGCUCCAACGAACGCAAGUGGCGCAUCCAGUACAUGACCGAGAAGAACACCUGGCCUGGGAUCGGCGAGCGGUGCACCGUGAGGCUGAUCGUGUGGCCUUGGUCGGCACCUGGAGAAGAGCCGAGGUGGGCGGCGGAGGCGAUGCUGCAUUUCUUGCUGGGGAAGGAGGAGGGGCGGUUGGAGAAUGUCGCGUGGAGGUUUGGGCCGAGGGCGGGCGGAGUAGAGGAGCGAUGGGACGAUUGGAGGAUGUUUCAUUUUGAAAAGUACUACGGGGUGGCAGAGGAUAGUACGCUGUCGGGCUCGGGAGGACCGUGGGAGUUGGUCCGGAUCGGGCUGAAGAGGGGCAGGGAGUCGAUGAUGGCGGAGACGGUGGUGAACCUUGUAUGGAGGGGAGUGAAGCAGGCGCUCGGGAAGCCGUUCGAGCCGGACCAAGCUCAGCUGGGGGUGAUGCUCCGCCGAGUGGCCGAGCGUCUCGGCGAGAAGGACACGGCGGUAGGGGCGUUGGUUGUCGGUCAGCGGUUCAGAAAGUCGCUCAAGAAGGAGCAGUACAUCCCUGCAGCGUGUGUGCAGGUGUAUACGCGAGUGCCGGACGUGUUGGGGAAGAUCAUGGAGGAUGAAGAAGAGGAGGAGGGGAGGCUGGGCACAUUGAAUGCUCCGGGGGCAGCAGGAGAGGUGGUGGCGGUCAUCAUGAUUGAUGUGUGGGGAAACGGCAAGAUGAAGCUCAUGGGUGUCAUGUACCCCGACGAGAAGCCUGUGGCGCACUUUUAUCGGUCGCGGUUCCCUCCUCCUGAUCCGACCAGUAUUCGGCAGGCGGUCAAGGACGUCAGAGCUGGGCGGGCAGGUCUGACGCAUGAGGGGGAAUCAGCGGGAUCAGCGGGAGGGGUCAAAGCAGCCCCGCCGCAGAGCGAGUGA
Molecule: messenger RNA, 1221 nt
Organism: Dioszegia hungarica
Lineage: Eukaryota; Fungi; Basidiomycota; Tremellomycetes; Tremellales; Bulleribasidiaceae
Exons: 1
Coding region: 1-1221 (406 amino acids)
Source: RefSeq, a predicted model, not a curated record